Molecule: messenger RNA, 891 nt
Organism: Periconia digitata
Lineage: Eukaryota; Fungi; Ascomycota; Dothideomycetes; Pleosporales; Periconiaceae
Source: the annotation of a GenBank genome assembly
CGGUUCAUGCUUUACAAUACUCUCCAACUUUGGCUCUCAGAUCUUGCAACAGACUUUCUUCCAUACAAAGUCGAGGCAAUGAAGGUUCAAUACUCCAUCGUUUGUGUUUUGGACCUGUUGGCUGCCCUGGUCAGCGGCGCCAACCUCAACGUCUCGGGGGAUGCCGUGACCACAAGAUUUUGGGACUGCUGCAAACCGUCCUGCGGCUGGAAACUGAAAGCUCCCUUCUCACGGCCGGUGCAAUCAUGCGGUAUCGAGGACAAGCCUAUCGACAUCGACGCCGGCACUGGAUGUAACGGCGGGACUGCCUACCAAUGCUCCGACCAACAGCCCUGGAAAGUGAACGACACUUUCUCCUAUGGCUUUGCAGGCGCCUUCAUCAAACCCGAGCUCACUGGAGGCAAAAUCGAAGAUGCUUGGUGCUGUGCGUGCUACCAACUGGAUUUCACCAGUGAGCCAUUGAAAGGCAAAACCAUGAUUGUGCAAGCUUCGAAUACGGCCUACGAUGUCACUUCAACGAAUCGAUUCUCUCUGGCAAUACCGGGAGGCAACACUACUUCACACGAUGCGUGCGCCAAACAAUACGGCGUAGACCAACGAGUCUUCGGCACGGAAAGCGAGGGCAUCGGCCGUGAGGACGAUUGUGACAACCUCCCUGAAAAUCUGAGAUCGGCCUGUAAAUGGCGAUUCGAGUGGUACAAAGAUGCAUCAUUCCCCUCGGUCAACUUCAAGCGCGUUCCUUGUCCUUCAGAGCUUACCGACAAGACGCAGUGCGUUCGCAACGAUGAAGCUGAAUUGAAAGGUCUGGCACCGUCACCGGCACCCCUACACGAGCCAUCAUUCUGGGUCGCAGCCUUGGGCCUUGCCAUGACGAGCCUGUUCUUGGUAUAG